AUGCCACAUUUAACGUCAAACCCAGAGGAUAAGUCUAGGUUCUUGUGCAUUUAUCCAUCUUACGUCAACAGUAAAAAGAUAUUAGCAGAAGACAGGUUAAUCCUUGUAGAGAAGGCUGUGGAGAAUCCGUCAUGUUCAGAGAUUGGAGAUGUCCUCACAGCUCCUAGACUCAAUGUUCUCGUGGAGUGCUCUUACUCUAAUAACAAGAUAUACUUGAGAGAGUGGAACAGAGAUGUUCAGUUUAGUGGAAGAGUUGGAGUGCAACUAAAACUCCAAGAUGGAAGUUUGUGUCAAGAGAAAUUUUCAUCUGGUAGCAUGCACACCAAAGCAUUUACGCCAGCCGGCAUGUGUUUUUAAUUGUUUCCGAUGGAAGCGCGACACUUUUCAAAAAAGCCAGCAGCUGGCAGGUUUUGUGCGACGCCAAGUGCAGAGAGUUGAAAAAUAUUCAACUUUGUGUGAAAAGCUCAGCUUAUCAAUGUCACUCUCACUCGGCCGUCCAAUCACAGUGGAGGAUGGGCAGGACAAAUAUCACAACAACCAACCGGUGCAUCGUUCAACGACUGAUAAACGAAGCAGAAGUAUCAUUACAAUCAAAGGGCUCAGCUUAGUUGAAAAAGCUGGCAAGCGCCUUAGCAUUUAGCCUAGCCCCAUUCAUUCCUUAGGAUCCAAACAGGGAUGAAUUUAGAAGCCACCAAACACUUCCAUGUUUUCCCUAUUUAACGACUGUUACAUGAGUAGGUACACAAGUGUUGGCAUGUAUGUAUGGCAGUAUGGUGGCACAAAAUAAAACGGCGAUUUUGUAAGCGGA
This is a messenger RNA of Misgurnus anguillicaudatus (oriental weatherfish), 808 nucleotides long. RefSeq names its product signal recognition particle 19 kDa protein-like. Gene Ontology annotation, molecular function: 7S RNA binding. Gene Ontology annotation, biological process: SRP-dependent cotranslational protein targeting to membrane; SRP-dependent cotranslational protein targeting to membrane, signal sequence recognition. Gene Ontology annotation, cellular component: signal recognition particle, endoplasmic reticulum targeting. The record is from RefSeq and is a predicted model, not a curated record. Lineage: Eukaryota; Metazoa; Chordata; Actinopteri; Cypriniformes; Cobitidae.